GGAAGAACACUUCAAGAUUGUGCUUGAGAGGAGCAGCGUUUACAAGCCAUGUCCGUCUCCGACAGUCCUGCAUCCUCCGUCUGUAUGUUUGCUCUCCAUCAUCAGUCCUCCCUGAACCCUGACUCCAGCAGCAUGAGCGCUCAGAUGCCUCAGAUGGACACGGGUCUGUACGGCCAGCCCAUGGCCUUUCCCAAGACGCCGGACGGCCGGAGCAUGGAGCAGAUGAUGGGCUUCGUGCCGUACUCCUCGUGUCUGACCCCCAGCAGCACUGAGCGAGCACAGCAGAAUCAGCAGGAUUUUUCUCAGUUUCUUCUGCCGCCCCCGGCCUCCACCCUGCGGCCGAUGGGACAGAAGCGCGGCCCGAGCAAAGACAGCGUGGAAUACCGUCUGCGCAGAGAGCGCAACAACAUCGCGGUGAGGAAGAGUCGCGAUAAAGCGCGCCGGCGGGUCCAGCUGACCCAGCAGAGGGCGCUGCAGCUCCAGAACGAGAACCACAGCCUGCAGCUACACAUCCAGCGCCUGUCGCACGAGGUGGAUGCACUCAGACACUAUCUGUCACAGCGCCACCUUCAGGCCAAAGAGCAGGACGCCGCUGGAGAUGGCAUCUGCUGA
This is a messenger RNA of Sinocyclocheilus grahami, 612 nucleotides long. Its product is annotated as CCAAT/enhancer-binding protein beta-like. Gene Ontology annotation, molecular function: DNA-binding transcription factor activity, RNA polymerase II-specific; RNA polymerase II cis-regulatory region sequence-specific DNA binding. The coding region runs from base 49 to 612 and encodes 187 amino acids. The transcript is spliced from 3 exons. The record is from RefSeq and is a predicted model, not a curated record. Gene Ontology annotation, biological process: myeloid cell differentiation; DNA-templated transcription; regulation of transcription by RNA polymerase II. Lineage: Eukaryota; Metazoa; Chordata; Actinopteri; Cypriniformes; Cyprinidae.